Molecule: messenger RNA, 4855 nt
Organism: Melanotaenia boesemani (Boeseman's rainbowfish)
Lineage: Eukaryota; Metazoa; Chordata; Actinopteri; Atheriniformes; Melanotaeniidae
Gene: pafah1b1a
Product: platelet-activating factor acetylhydrolase 1b, regulatory subunit 1a
Exons: 11
Coding region: 465-1697 (410 amino acids)
Molecular function (GO): protein binding
Source: RefSeq, a predicted model, not a curated record
GCGCGUACUCUUGUGAAGGCGACUGCGGUAGCGAACGAAAAAACAAGCAAGCCGAGCGGAGGAGACAAGACGGACACAGUUUACCUCCACAUCACAAGAUCAUAUUUUGGAUCGGAAAUUUCACACCCUGUCGGGUGGUGUUACCGUUAUAGACGGCGGAGGAUAUCUACGGGCACAAACAAUAGGAUGCAUUGCAAACUUGGCUGGUGACUGGUCUGCUGGCUCUUCACUUCAUUUGUCCUUGGAGUCAACUAGUUGGGGGGCAGAUUCCUGCAUUCCCCUCUCUGUCUGAGCCUUUGUUUGGACAAAACCAACCGGCUGCCACUGGGGUACGCAGCCCGUCCUCAACAGUGUUGCUUGGAUCAGCACAGCUCAUCUCCUGACUGAGGAGAGCGCAGCAGCUGCACAAGAUUCACUUUUUACCUACUAAACCCUCCUGGCCCUGCCCACACUGCCCUGUCAUCAUGGUGCUGUCACAACGGCAAAGAGAUGAACUAAAUCGAGCAAUAGCCGAUUAUCUACGCUCUAACGGCUAUGAAGAAGCAUAUUCCACUUUCAAGAAAGAGGCGGAAUUAGAUAAUAAUGAAGAACUGGAUAAGAAGUAUGCUGGUCUUUUGGAAAAAAAAUGGACCUCAGUCAUCAGAUUACAAAAGAAGGUGAUGGAACUAGAAUCCAAACUGAAUGAAGCUAAAGAAGAGAUCACCCUGGGUGGGCCUGUUAGUCAGAAGCGUGACCCCAAAGAGUGGAUUCCACGCCCACCAGAAAGGUACGCCUUGAGCGGCCACCGCAAUCCAGUCACCCGCGUCAUCUUCCACCCAGUCUUCAGUGUCAUGGUGUCGGCUUCUGAGGAUGCAACAAUAAAGGUGUGGGACUAUGAGACAGGAGACUUUGAACGCACACUGAAAGGCCACACAGAUUCGGUUCAGGACAUCUCAUUUGACCAGACCGGCAAACUGCUCGCGUCCUGCUCUGCAGACAUGACUAUCAAACUGUGGGACUUCCAAGGCUUUGAGUGCAUUAGGACCAUGCAUGGACAUGAUCACAAUGUGUCUUCUGUAGCCAUCAUGCCCAACGGAGAUCACAUCAUUUCUGCCUCGAGGGAUAAAACUAUGAAAAUGUGGGAGGUGGCAACUGGCUACUGUGUGAAGACCUUCACAGGCCACAGGGAGUGGGUCCGUAUGGUACGACCCAACCAGGACGGCACACUGAUUGCCAGCUGCUCCAAUGACCAGACAGUUCGGGUGUGGGUCGUGGCCACCAAAGAAUGUAAGGCUGAGCUGCGGGAGCAUGAACACGUGGUGGAGUGCAUCUCUUGGGCACCAGAGAGUGCCUAUCCCACCAUUCUAGAUGCCACAGGCUCUGAGACCAAGAAGAGUGGUAAGCCAGGUCCCUUCCUACUGUCUGGCUCCAGAGACAAAACCAUUAAGAUGUGGGAUGUUAGCAUUGGCAUGUGCCUUAUGACACUGGUUGGACAUGAUAACUGGGUGCGUGGGGUCCUAUUCCAUCCUGGUGGCAAGUUUAUUGUGACUUGUGCAGAUGACAAGACCUUACGGAUCUGGGACUACAAGAACAAGCGCUGCAUGAAAACCCUGUGUGCCCAUGAACACUUUGUUACCUCUCUGGAUUUCCACAAGGCUGCUCCCUUCGUGGUCACUGGGAGUGUAGAUCAAACAGUAAAGGUGUGGGAGUGUCGUUGAUUUGGACCUUGGAGGAUUGGACCACCACCCUGAUUACCCAGGCGCUCCUCUGGAUCCAACACCCCUCCUGCCAUUACAGUGACCCCUCUCAUUCCACCUCCCCGCUCCUAUUGCCUAACCUAAACUUCACCCCGCACAUCUUCACCUCCUCUGGCUGCACUCACCACCCUGGUUAUUUACCUAUUGCGCUCUCUGGUCCAAUAACUUUUGUUCUUCUGUGUAAAUUAUUCCUGGAUGUAGAUCGAGCUAUUAAAUGUUACACAAAAAAGUAUUCUUGCAUGGUAAUCCAAAAUUGUAUACUGUAAAUUUACAUAACGUUGUCUAGACGUACCAUAGGUUUAACACGGGGCUGAGCGUCUGUCACGCAGCCUUACCAACCAACCGAAGGCAGAUGUUUUGACUGGGUGUAAACGUAGGGCACUAAAAAACGAUAAUUUAAGAAAUGACAGUGUCUUUAUGUGUAAGAUUUAUUUUGUCUAUUUUUUUAUUUAGUUUUUUUUCUGUUAUUCCUCUCCUUCACUGUCGUAGUCUGUUGGCGCCUAGCUUGAUGACACGUUCGAGAGAUAAGGCAGGAGAAGCAUAUAUGAUGCGAUAAGAUGUCUGUGGGGCUUUGUUAUUCAGAUAAUCUGUAGCUUUAUAACAUCACUUCUCAAGUGUGCAUACCAUUUCUCUUCAUGUGGAAGUAGGUAAUAUUUUAAUGGCUGUAUAUACAAAUGUUUCAAAUUGUUGUCCUUGGACCUGGGGGGCUUUAACAGCUUUGUACUCUUGUCAUGGUGGCACAUGAACCACUACUAGGCUUUUGAUAAAUUCUCUUUAAAUAUUAGUGGCUUUGUGAAUAGCUGUGCUAAGCUUUUUACAAGAAGCCUGAAGAACAGGUUAGCUUUACUGUCAGAAAGCACCCUGGGUCACUGCAGCACCUGACAAGGAUACCACCUGUUUGUCUUGUAGCACUUAAAGAAGACAGUUGUUGCUCACUCUGAGAUUAUUUCUUGUGACUUCACAUGUCAGACUCGUUUGAGCUGAAUAAUCUGUCCACUUCCUGCUCUUCCCCAGUCUGCUAUGAGAGAAUUUGGUGCUGCACAGGAACAUGUAAAGUUUAUAGAUGCUCAGUUGUCCCAUGGUGCCACUGAAGCAUCAAAGAGACUCAAAGAAACAAGACUUGGCGUAAAGAUGAACAUAAAUGAAAAGAUGAGUCAAAGUUAGCCCCCCGGUUUGAUACCUGGGAUGUGCAAAGAUCUCUUAUUUCAGAAUAUGUUCUGCAGAAAAAUUUUUCUUUUUUCUGUAAAAAGAGAUAGGAAAUGUAAAUUUAGCUUGUUAUGAGAUUAGGCAGUUUUGUAUUAUCACACUACAGGAUGAACUGGAUAAGAUUUUGUGAGGAAAUGCUAGCUACAGACAUGCCAAGUGAUCUGUUUGUCUGUGAAGAGGUCACACGAGAGCUCCUCACUAUAAACAGAAACUCCUGGAUCUCUGCAGAUUAACCUCACAGACCACUGUACACUUGUGCAAACAUCUUCUGAGCGGCUUUCCUCAAAUGUUCAGCUUUUUAUCUUGGUGGAGCUGAAACAGGCUGGAUAAAUAAAUGUAAACCAGUCUAUGCUGUAGAGACAACCAUUCCACUUCCUUUUGCAGGACAAAAAAAAAUCUUGCCUCAAACUGUAGCUGAAAAGUGAUUCAUUAUUCUUACACAUCCCUGUUUUCGAUAAAGCUCUGGUCAUUUAAUGGCGAUCAGAGAUAUCAUUAAAAUUUAAUGAUAUUGAUAAAAAAAAAAAAAGCUAAACUUAUAAGUUCCGAUUAGCCUUUUCAUUCCAGUGCAGUUCUUGGCUAAUAAAGAAUCCAACUGCUUAACUUCUUAUCUUAGCUUCUUUGCAAAGUUUUCCUCUUCCUGUGUGUACUGGAUGUGGUGAUCUGCUGCUCAAGCUAUUGCUAGUGGCUACUGUGAGCCUAAUGUGACCUGUUGAUGUAGCACUGCUGCAUGUAAACCUGCAUCCAGAUGCAGAGCUGUCGAACGUAUUCUUGUAGAAGCUCGAAAACUUCGUAUCAGACUGAUUGGUUUAUGACUAUAACAUCUCUGUGUAACUACAGUAGUUUGAAUUUUUUGGAAAUGUGCUCAAAUGCCUUUUGCUGAGUUGGAUGAGCUCUAUUGAGUCUCUGAAACAGACAAAAAAAAGCAGUUAAGCACAUCUUCACCACCCCCCCCCCCCCCCCCCUUGUUUGAUGGCUGGCUUGAUGAGUUCAGACAGCUCUGUUGUUUGGUUUGUAGAGAGGCAGAUUUGUUGUGUAUGACGCUACUUGAAAGAGGUUUUACACCCUCUUUCUUUUGUAAAUGCAAUGGGAUUGUGGCAGACUAGGAUGCCCCAAAGGAGAAAUCCUCUUUCAGGGAAUUUUGCUAAUGUCUCCCUUUGAUGUGUGCCCUGUUAGAAUGGUCUUAUUUUUUUCUAUAAGCUGUUUUCUCUGUCCAAACUUCCAAGGCAACGCCUUUGAGUGAAGAAAGAAACGGUUAAUUUUGUAGUUAAAUUUGGCAUGAUUAAUGAAGAUGCCAUUGUGUUAAAUGUUCUAGUAGAAGCCAAAAAUGGAGACAUUUGUCCGUACAAUCUGGUACAUCUUGAAGAAGUCGGCCUCCUUGUUGGUUCAAUAUUGUGACCAGCCUGUGAAAAUGAGAAUAGUCCCCUCAUAAUCUUGCUAUGACAUACCAGACCGUCACAUGUAAAUUAAAAACGUAUUCCUUGGUUUUACUCAAGGAAGGUGUUUAAGAAGAGGUCAGGAUGAUGUUUAUUUGUUUAUUUUCUAAUAAUCAGCAGAGGGAAGGAAGGAAAAACCCUCUUAAACACAGAUGUUGCUGUUGUACGCAACUGUUGGAAGAAAUCCCCUUUUGCCAUUCGCAGGUCCCAAGCAAUCCCUGUGCUGCUGUGGUCCGGUGGCUGAAGGGACCAACAGGCAGGCUUCGACUGUCUGUGGGUCGUUUCCCCCGGUCUCAAGUCCCUCUGUCCUCUGUAAGCUGCUUGUAAACCACACCCGAGGGCUUCAGACUGCACAACAAGCGCCUACAGGAGAGCUAAUGAUGUUUUCGCCACUACUGGUCUCACUCUUCACACAGCAAACUGUUAACAAUAUACCUGGAUGUCAUUAUUGUUUGCAAUAUAAUAAAAGAAGAAAAUCUG